This is a messenger RNA of Suillus bovinus, 1010 nucleotides long. RefSeq lists its product as uncharacterized. The coding region runs from base 102 to 728 and encodes 208 amino acids. The transcript has 3 exons. The record is from RefSeq and is a predicted model, not a curated record. Lineage: Eukaryota; Fungi; Basidiomycota; Agaricomycetes; Boletales; Suillaceae.
ACAUACGAUGGUAUAAAUUGAAGGUUAGUUCUACAUGUCCUAUCGUCACCAAGUACUCAUCCCGAUAAUCUCUCUUCCUGCAUACGCAUCACUUUUCUACGAUGUCUUACAUGAACCCUCUUCAUCCCCCUGUUCCCAGCAGCGUUCACUCAUCAUAUACCGCCCUUGCUGGUGCCUGCUCCGCGUAUCAACCUCCCUUCGCUCAAACUAUGCCGCACACCCACCGACGCCUGCCUCAGGCGCCAUUAUCGAAGGCGCCGACAUCUCGUCGUUCCCCUCCUUGCCCUGCCGUCACAUUUGACCUUUAUGGGGCCCCCUCGCCUGGUCUUGGCAUUCCUAUGUGUGAGCUGCUCGCUCGUUCAGGAGGCGCACUGGAACGUAUGCUCGUCGGUGCGAAUGACGGCGUCGGUGUUCAAAUGAGCGGAUCUUUUGGCUUUCGCAGAGUCAAUCUCAAGAUCUUGUGGCCAGGAUAUGAGCAUCUCGAUCGCACUUACCCCGUUGAUAUUCAUACUCCAGCUGGUCCUCUCACCCGCACGCAACUCGCUGUGCAAGUUGCACGUGCAUUCGCGCGCUUCAUCGAGGAACUGCAAGGUCACCCCCCUGCACAGCACGGCGCCAGUUGGCGCUUUGGAAAUGGUGGAAUUAAUUUUAAUCGCCUCAUACUUUCCGCGCUUUGGAACGUCUAUGAUGACGUAUGGCUGGCUGAGGUUAUUGUCGACUUUCGUUAAGCGGAGUCGUGGACUUGAUUCAUUGGUUGUUGCCGCACGCGUCUUCUAACACCUAACACUCAUGCACUUGUAGCCCUAGGUAUUUUGUUUCUUACUGUAACUUUUACUUUGUCAUAAAGUGUCUUCUUAUGAUACCCCAUACUUCCUCACAACAGACUCGUACAUAUUCAACCUUGGGACCAUAAUUAUAACUCGUGUAUCUAAACAUAGAUUUGUGUAUAUAUAUACAUCUACCUUCCUCGUGCUGCCAGCACAUCUCAAUUUGCAGGUGGUCGAUCCUUC